Molecule: messenger RNA, 441 nt
Organism: Asterias rubens (European starfish)
Lineage: Eukaryota; Metazoa; Echinodermata; Asteroidea; Forcipulatida; Asteriidae
Exons: 3
Coding region: 10-441 (143 amino acids)
Source: RefSeq, a predicted model, not a curated record
UUUGCCAAAAUGUUACAGAAAGAGCAAAGACCGGCUGCUCCUGAGGAGAUCGAAGCUAGGCGAGACAUCAGGAAUGCAGUUCAAGCUGGCAUGGCUGGACGCUCGCUCGACAGCAACCGAAGCAAUAGCGGAAUACCUCACCUACGAGCCUCUGAGCAGCAGGAAUAUCUUCAGACGAUGGACGACUGCAACGAAGACCAUUCUCGACGGCAAUCUCGCAACAGCGACGCCAAACCCAAGUACUCCUGGCGGUACUUCACUCCGGAAGAUUUCCUCGAUCACAACGACGAGACGGAAAUGGACCGGUUGCUGUCUCGGGGGAUCGUGGUUCCAAUCCGCCAUGUGGGGAGACUUCGGCAGCCGCACCUCCGACGAGCGACCACUACGAACACUCGGGGAACUCCCCAGCGUGGGAGUCGCACGUUAACAUGGUCCGAUUGA